GUGAGGCGGGGGGUGGGUGAGCUCCAGAGAGCAGGAGCAAAAUGGCUGCGAGCUAACCCGCUGAUGGUGGGGGCACGUGAAGCAGACUGAAGCGGCCCGGGGUGGUAGGGUUGCGGGUCGCAGAGAAACACGAUGUUCCUGGUGGGCCUGACAGGUGGGAUUUCCUCAGGGAAGAGCUCAGUAGCUGCUGUGUUCCGUGAGCUUGGGUGUCCCGUUAUUGAUGCUGAUCAGAUAGCGAGAGAGGUUGUUCAGCUUAACUCACGAUCGUACCGCUUAAUAGUGCGUUACUUUGGCAAGGAAAUUCUCUUGGAGAACGGAGAGAUUAACAGAGAGAUGCUGGGCAGCAUCAUCUUCUCGGACAAUGAGAAACGGGGACUCCUCAACUCUAUCACUCACCCAGAAAUCCACAAAGCCAUGCUGAAACAGAUCUUCAAACACUUUAUACAAGGGUAUCGGUACGUUAUCCUUGAUGUUCCGCUCUUAUUUGAGGCCAACAAAUUGACGAAGUUUAUGAAGCACACGAUAGUUGUUUACUGUGACCCCCAGACGCAGCUGUCGCGGCUGAUGAAGCGCAAUAAACUGACGCAGACGGAGGCGGAGCAACGCAUCAGUGCGCAGAUGCCACUGGAGCAGAAGCGGAGGCUGGCAAACCACGUGAUCGAUAACUCGGGGGAGUCCUCCAGCACCUACCGGCAGGCCUGCAAACUGCACUCACAGCUGGAGGACUCAUUGGACUUCCUGACAGUCCGACUGCUAGCAAUCGUCACCGUGACGGGAAUCGGAGGCCUUUUCUACACCUUGAUAAGGAGAUGCAUUUUCCAGUGACUUUACCUUCGUCUGAGUUAA
This is a messenger RNA of Callorhinchus milii (elephant shark), 846 nucleotides long. RefSeq names its product dephospho-CoA kinase domain containing (gene dcakd). The record is from RefSeq and is a predicted model, not a curated record. The transcript is spliced from 5 exons. Gene Ontology annotation, biological process: coenzyme A biosynthetic process. Gene Ontology annotation, molecular function: ATP binding; dephospho-CoA kinase activity. NCBI's taxonomy places the organism in Eukaryota, Metazoa, Chordata, Chondrichthyes, Chimaeriformes, Callorhinchidae. The coding region runs from base 133 to 825 and encodes 230 amino acids.